GGUUGCUCAGUCGCGAUGAUGAACCGAGAGAGUAAGUAAAUAUCAAACGAACGAUGUCGUUCGGGGCCCGAAAAUUUUUCGCGUUUCCUCGAAACAAAGAUGGUUCUUCACUUUAACCUUCCUCAGUCGAUAGUUCCUCGAUCCGGUGCUAGCAGAUUUUGUAUUGUCGUAGGCGUAGAUAAGUUGACCACGAAAAACCGAACGGUGCGUGAGUUUUGUGCCUCUGCGAUCGGAUGUUUCAAUCAGGUGAAAAAUCAAUUUUCCCACUUCCAAAAUCACCCCCCACUCAGUCAGUGAGUGUGAAACAGGGAAGAAUCAUAAUCAAAACAUAAGGUGAAUAUGCCAAGUGUGGUUGGUAAAAUGUCAAAACAUGCCUUUACAUUGCCAUGAUGGAACAACAUCCGUGUGUGAGAGGUGGCAAUUGCGCAUGAUCCUGAGGGAAACUCACCACUCGAAGAAAAACACAUGUGUACGACGGCUCUUAUAACAGAACGUCAGUCGGAAAAUUGCUCUCAGUUUUUCGUGAACUACCAAAUCGACCGUGUGUGGACCGUGGCUCCUGGUGGGUGGAAUCCUUCCUCCAGCAUCGGAUAAAGCAAAGCAAAGUGUUAUUUUUUUUAUCCGUGAAACAGUGCUGAGUAAACGAGAUUAACUCGGAUCAAAGUCGAUUCCAUAUUUAUGCAAAUUAUUACUAGCACAGGGUAGAAAAUCCGUCCGUGAACCGUUCUGAUUUGCGGUGAAUGCGAAAACGAAACAUUUGCGGAAACUUUUCUGCACUUUCUUUCCCGGAAAGGUACCGCAGUGGUUCCGUACAACUCGUACCGAAAAGAAACUAUUUCAAGGAUAAAAUCGCUGCUCCGACAGGCGCCAACCCCGCCAGCCAGUCUCUCCGCUUUGUCUGCACUGGCCACCCAAAAACUCGUGCUGUUUCUUCAGUCUUAUCGGUUCCUUAGCACUUCCUCAGCUGUACCAGUCGUUGACGUGCGGACGGGGAAGAGUGGCGAGCGUGCGGAGUGAAAUUCUGAUUGAAGUAGUGAAGAAAGUGCAGGAGCAGGAUACGAAGAGUGAACCACGAACUAGCAGUAAAUUAAUCGCUACAUAAAUAGCCCCACUGUAAAAUGCCGCACGAAUCCUGGAUCGGCACCGAGAGCAAGGUCCUGAAAAUGUUGAACAAGGCUUCAACAAGUUAUUGCUAGUAGUGAGAACUUUGGCCUGCUGCAGGAAAAUUUGUUCUCCCGAGCGUGGGAAGAAAAGUGCACUGUUGUUGUCACAGGAAGCAGCAGCUGAACCAAGGAUAAAGGCUAAUAAAUCAUUUACUUUAACCGACGGCACGUGCGGGUUUUCCUCGGUGUGUAGCAAAAGCGUCGACGAAUGUCGGGUGUUGAUGUUGGUCUUGGUGUUGGUCUUGGUGUAUGUGUGCGUAUACGCCAUUGUGGUGGUAUGUGGUCAUGAAUUGAACAACAACUCGUCGUGAUUAAUAUGUAAUUUGGCUACGCGUUGAUAUCGCUUCGGUUUCACGCGGGGUAUCGUGAGAAUAAUAAUACUGCAAGUGUUACGGCAAUUCCGACGAACAGGCGGCUAACAGACAGAACCCAUCAGCGAUAUAUCACAAAAAGAUUAUAACUGCCUCGCAUUUCAAGCUUCAGUGCUUAAGGGAUUUGAGACAUAAUUAACAUCGACAUUGCCGUGGAAAUUAAACCUCAUUUCUACGUAAAAAACACAAAAACAUCAUAACAGAGAGAGAGAGAGAGAGAGAGAGAGAGAGAGAAAAUACCCUCUUGCAGCGAGCGGACUACCCACUUCCACGUUAUUGCGGGAAAUAUGACUUCGGGUCAUCAGAACUCAUGGUGCCACGACGGCUAACGUAUCCCGGCAACCCCCUACGAGCGUCUCCGGCAUUAGUUCUCUGCGUGUGACAGUUGAAAAUACGCACAACAUUUCUAUAUUGACCGCACUGUGCAAACUUUUACCGCCCACGGUACAUUAAUGGAAUGGUAAACGAAACUCUUGCUGUCAUCCCUAACCAGAACUGACCGGAAGAACCGGAAUUGCUUCUCGCGGAUCCGACCGAGGCACUACCCUCCCCCUUCAACACCCUUGACACACAUGGCAUCGCGCGACCUUCCGGACGAUGCUGCUAGCAAUGAUAAAUGGCAAGACAGAGCUUAAAUUUGGGCUCUGCAGUAAACACAACUAGGAAAACUACAGCCGUUAGUUUGUGCCGACUUCGAGAGCACAACCGUUAUUAAAUGCAGAAAUUGCAUCCGGACUAUCGAACUCGGUGUGGCCAAGUACCACCCAGCCCCCGGUGCAUGUGUUUUUUGCCGAAGUGAUAACAACGCAAAAAAGCUCGGAUCGGAGUCUGCAAGUGCAGUGCAGUAAAUAGAAGAGGCUCCCCAGGAGAACCCUUCAUAGUAGAGUUCAGUAAAUCAAAGUUCGAAAAGAGAUCCCCUGGAAGAAACGAAGGUAGCAAGUGUCCGUGUGUUAGUGCUUCUUGUGUAUUUGUGGUUUCUGUGUUUGCAAUCCAAAUCAAAUCAAUAUUGGCGAUGUGCUCCAAACCAAACACUAGCAGCAGCAGCAGGCAUAUCUUGGUAGUUGGUACUCUGUUUUUAAUAAUUGUGGAAAUAAAUCAAACAGAUUGCAAUUUCAUACUUCCCAAUGUGGGAACGAGCGGUGGUGCUGCCGUUGCAUCGCCAUCGGCCUCGGCCGGACUGGUCACUAUCAACACUCAGCUGCUCAGCAGUGAUGAUAUCGGAAGCAGCAGCAAUGAAAAGAUCCUUACCUUCGAGGAAACAACCAAUGGGUACACGACGACCAGUGGCGGGGCUGCCGCGGCCUCCGGUUCACCGGCCGGCAGUGUCGCCUCCUCGGCCAAUGCCAGCACCAUGAACGGAUUCGAGGGACAGAUACCGUUGGAACGAUUGCCAUCCAAUACACUGCUCAAGUAUACUGCCUACAAGGACGUUUCGAUUCUACAUUUCCGCAUACCAACCGACACCCGUACGGCCUUCUUUAGUUUUAAGGCAUACGAGGAAUCUAAAAGUGCCUUCCAACGUGUGUGUCAACCGAACGACAUUACGUUGCACCUGAAAGCUGGCAGCUAUCCAGUGAUCAGUCCGGAGAAUAUUACGUUCCCGAAGCAUUUCCUAAGCGCCGAUGAAAGAUUCGAGAUACAUAAUUUACAAUUUAAAUCCGACAGCAUAACACGACGACUGAGCAUAGAUGGACCACAUCCGGGUAAUUGGUUUGCCGUGGCAUUCAUCAGCUGGACUGAUCCCAACAACGAACGUAUUGAACAGCAAGGUUUGGCUCCAUCAUGCGAGACGCUGCUGAUGUCAGAAAUGUCCGUGACAAACAUCACACCGACUAUCCUGAACUCGCAGAGUUCCCACCGCGAUACGCUCGGCACCAACCAGACCGAACCACGGAGCUACAAGUUUUUCAUCCCGGACGGUGUUGCGGUGGUCACUUGGAGACUACAAAUCACUAAAGCUUGUAACGAUUGCAACGAUGUCAGCUUCUUCGUCCAAGCACACUCACCGCCCACCCACAAAGACUACCUAGAAAAUGCCAUCUUCUGUCCUAACCAAACGGGAACCGUUAGCAUAGAUUUUUAUCCACAGGAAGGAGUCUGGCACUAUGUCGAUCUAGAUUUUCUUGCGGGAAACGAAGGUCAUGUGAACCGUUCGUCAACCAAUGGCAGUAAUCGUAGUGAUGUAAAUGUGAUGGAAUUAGACUAUGAAAUAGAAAUGGAAUUCAAAUCGGUCGAGGACGAUCAUUCCAGGGAAGUACUAAACAUUCCAAGAACGGAAACGAACAAACCGACGGUAGAGAAAACCCUCGUACGCAGAGCUUUCGAUCAAUAUCCGCUACUCCGUCAAACGUAUCGGGAAUUUUUCAUGUUCGACUACGAUCUUUUGCCAGAUAUCAACGGUACCGUUCCACUGACGUUGAAUCUUAGCGCGGAUACACCAGCGUUGAUGAAAUUCGACGUAAACGAUGUCUACGAUAUCGGAGGAACUCUAAGCUUUGCGAUCGCCAUGCGACAAGAUAUGAAAAGUGCGUUAAUCGAUGCACAUCAAGCCAACAGCAAUGACCAUGUUGGAGUGGUUGCUGAAAAGCUAAUCGAUGUUCAGGAAGAUUUCGUUGAGGAGGUUACUACAACAACGACAACCAGCACGACUAGCAUACCAGCCCUGGGAGGAGCCAAGGAGUCUAACCGGACCAAUCAAACGGUGAUCGUAUGUAUGCGCCUUGGUGAACCUGGAGUACCAACCUGGCCGGAUAAGUGUACCUAUUCGCGGCAUACCUUCCCACCAGUUAUCAUUAUAAAUAAUACGGAUUCAGAGGCCAAUACCGGAUUGGUUCAUAUUCCGUUUCCGGAACCCGGUAGAUGGUUCGUAACGAUGGGAAUCUUCUGUCAGGGAACCGAAACAGCAGCUAGAGUUACCAUAAUCGAUAGUGUAAAAGAAUUUAUUAAAAAGUAUCGGGAAGUUUUGUUGGACAUGCGACAUCCGUGUUCUUGUGCGGAAUCAGCCAAAUUCUAUCGGAAAUGUUUGGAAGAAGAAGGGUGUUUGACUAGCCUGAACGAAACAGAAACGCUUAAGAUCAAGGAGUGUAUCAUGGAUGCUAAGUGUACGGAACAUUCAGAUGACAUGGCGAGAAAGUUCGAAGUACAUCAUAAGUAUGCUACAGAGCAAAGUGUAGCUGCGGAUGGCGCAUGUAACGGAAGCGUAGUGUUCACAAUAUCAUCUAGCCCCUGUGUUGCUGGUAGAUGCGGCCAAUUUGGUCGUUGCUAUCAUUACAUGUCGGGAGGAUUCGUUUUUUCGACGUGCCUAUGCUUGAGGAAUUACCGCGGCUGGGAUUGUACAGAAGAUUCGCAGGUUCCGUCCAGUGCAUCGAUUCUGCUAGCUUCACUGAUGCUAACUUUAUCCAAUCUACUGUUUCUACCUAGUAUUUUCUUCGCUAUUAAACGAGGCUACUACACAGAAUCGAUCAUCUACUUCUUUGCCAUGUUCUUCUCAACGUUCUAUCAUGCUUGCGAUUCGGGCGAAGAACAGUUUAGUUUCUGUCUCGUGAAGAUUGGUGUCCUGCAAUUCUGUGAUUUUUACUGUGGUCUGCUAGCCAUCUGGGUUACGCUGAUAGCAAUGUCCAAUGUGAGAAGCCAGUUUGUCUCACUAUUACACAUGUUGGGUGCUAUUCUACUGGCCUUUGGAACUGAGCUAAAUAAGCAGUCCUUGUGGGUGUUCCUAGCUCCAGCUUUGACAGGAAUCUGUUUGAUCUCCGUCAGUUGGGGUCUUCGCUGUCGUAAGACAAGGAAAUGUUUUCCAUCUCGGGGAUACCUAGCCUUCUUUCUUCCGGUGGGCAGUGUCCUCGUCAUGGUCGGUCUUAUUUGUUACGCAUUUUUGCAAACCAAACAAAACUACCACAUCGUCCAUUCGAUCUGGCACAUGGUGAUGGCACUGAGUAUCCUUUGUCUGCUUCCGAACCGAAAUACGUUUCAACCAAAAUGCUAGCAUACGGUUAUGAUCUAUCUGCUCAACUCCUCCUCGCAAUCGUCCAACUCAAUGUCCACAGCGACGACCUCGGGUACGACGCCCCCGGUAGCACCGAAUACGACUUCAAGUGAGCAAAUCUCCAUCCAUGCUGAUCCUCGGGGUGACAUAUUCCGCAUAACCGCCGCAGCAGGCGAAACGGGAACGGCGACGAAUACUGCUACCGCACAAAACGGCACUGAUCAGGCGGGCUCAAAUCAACGGAGAAGAUCUGAAAUGGAAAUCACUCCAUCAGUAUCAUUCGUGAAUAAUCUUACCGAGACGACUCAGAUCAGUGCCAGCAACAGUAUGACACUGUCAUCCACCUAUUCGUCGUUGGCUUCCACAACGAUGACGGCCAGAGAUGUGGGCAGAUAGGUUUUCUCCGGCAGGAUAGUGUUUUAUUGAGAAUAUCGGAUCAAAUGAGGAGUUUUCACAGUGUAUUUCCAAAAUUGACAAAGAAAUUUUUAAAUUCCAAUAUGAACUUUGAGUUAGCUGUCUGCUAUAGCCAACUACUGCAUGUUAUCUAGAGAUAUAAUGGGUAAAAUUUACCCAAAGAAAGUCAUAUUUUUAUGGGUAAAAUUACUGGUUAUUUUUUGACACAAAAUAGACACUUUUUUUAAAUUCGUUUUCAAUCAAAACAUUCUCGUCCCAAUCGCACAAUCCUUUCGUUAUUUCUUAUUGAAGAUUCCUUUUAAAGUUGGAUUUCUGGUGCAAUUCCUCAACCACCGAUUUUUCUUGGACGAGCACAGCUGCCAAAAAAAAGUUGAACAUUUCAACGAAAAAAAUAGUUUUACUUCUGAGCAUUUUCAAAUAUUCACGUAACUGGCAACUCUGCUCACGAAAUUGACGGGCAAAAACGGAACAAAGCAAAAAAAUAAUCAGAUUUUUGUGUUGUCAUGCAAAGACGUCAACGUUCUGUCAGAUUGAAGUUAUUGCACUUAUGAUCACACUUUUGCUUCAGCACAAUUUCUUACAGUGCAGUUCGAUUUGGUGUGAAUUAUUUGGGUUUAAUUAUUAUACAGAGAGUGUAAAAAAAUCUCAAGAAAAACUUGAUUGACAAAAUUUUCUCAUAUUAUGUACUUGACGAAUAAUAUAAAAAAAACAGAAGUGACUUUUUAAAAUGAUCUGAGACUUGCUCUUUUUACCUUAAAUUUUUCCAAGAGUCUGAAAAUAACUGUCGAACUGUCAAAAACAACCAUACUCUCGAGCAGGAUUAUUCCAGGCAAUGUAGUAACUAACUACUGAACUGACAGAUUUUAACCAAAAAUUCGCAAAAUAGAAAUGGUUCACUGCCUAAGUUGAAAGCCGAAGUUAAACCAUUUACGACUCCAACUACUAUCCAUACGUUGACAUAAAACGAAAACGCAAAUUAAAAUUUGGGACAAUCUAAGUAAUGUAUUUUUUCCGUUCAAUAUGGGAAAAAUUUAUAAAAUUUUGCACAAUGCUUGCCCAUAUUUUCACAUGGGUUAUGCUUACCUGAUCAUCAAGCUGUAACAAGUUUAUAACAAAAAGCCGUUUUCGUAGCUGAUGAUGUAAGUCUGGUCUCGUUAGUAGUUUAAAUAUCAGAAUUUCCUAACAAGUAUCAAAACGAGAAAUAGUAUCCAUACGAUAUGUCGAUCGGGUACGGAUUGGUUCGAGAAUCUGUCAGAUUAAAGUGAAAAAAAACUUAAUUGUCAUUUCGCUUUCUCCUAAUUGCUGUCCAAUUUUGCACGUGUUCGUGCUGAUUACUACCCGCUUGCAUUUGCCUGGCAGAUUUCUCCCCAGAUACCUGGCAGCGUUAGUCACAAGGGUUUGCCGGAAUGCUGGCAGAAUUCCGACAGGAAUCUAGCAACAAUUCAACAGCCGUUUCCGGUAGAGAAUUUCGCCUAGCGGUUAUUAACGGUUCUUUUUCAGCCGGGUUUUGCCAUACAAGACUGUCAGGACCGUUUUGAAUCUGUUUUUCAUUUUUUUUCAUUAGAAGUUUAAAUGAAGGGCAAUAACGCAGCUUUUGCACUACCUAACAUGAUAUGCAAAGCUUCCUCUUCCAACAUACCAGUAUUUUCAUUUCCUUUACCUGGUCUCAAGACUCGUUUUCAUUUUUGGAUUUACAUGCAGGAUUGGCGAAUAUCAAAUGAAGUCGAACAGAGAAAAGAAGGAAGAGCGAUCUUGCAAGACGUGGUGUGACGAGUGAACGACGCAAUUUCGGCUGCAAAAUUUUGACAGCUGCCAGAAUCUUGACAUUCUUCUGCCGGCUGCCAGAAUUUCUCACGAGCAAGUAGUUGUCAUUAUCAUUUUCUCUAGAUGGAGUGUGAAGAAAUGGCGUAAGCCGCCGGAUGUUCUUCAACUUUGAUCGUUGUAUGAUAAAUGAUUUAUUUAUUGUUGUUGUGUCGAAAGAUUUUGCAUUAAAAUUAUUUUUUCUUCUGAGAAAAUCAAUUUUGUGAUUAUUUACUAAAUUUCUGACAGAACCUCCCUUGUCAUUACUAGUGAUUGAUUGAUAGCUGAAAUUAUUCGCGGUCGGUGUUAUAUUUCCAAACAAAAAUCAAAGGAUAUUUUACACACAAAAAUCACUUUUGCCAGCCCAACAUGUAUCAUUCUUUACACUGUCCCAUAAAUAUAUACGCAAACAUGCAACACAAAAUCGCUAUACGUGCCUUUGCCAUUCACAAAAGAGGGAUUGAAGACCAUGAACUAACCUUAAACUCUUCAUGGCAGCUCCAAAAAAUGUCCACAUCAACCGCAAAAAAAACUGUAUAACUAUUGCUUAUACAGUCAUUGUCCGAUAUCAAGUCCUGCAAGCUGGCAAAUAAUGAAAAUCCCAUCUUUGAUUUUCGAAUAUGGCAAAACAAGUUUUUAUUCUUUCAAGAAACAUGUUAAUUAUAGAGAAUUGACAAACGUCACCAAAACUAACAAAUUUUACGUAAUUGGAUCUGAGCUCGGGUCUCAAACCCACAAAAACUUUAUCUCUCCUGGGAGGCAAACGAGGCCACAAAUGACCACAAGAUCAACACGACUAUAAUCAACCGCUGAAUAUAAUACUCUGUCAUCUGAAUAGAGUGGCUAAUCUAGACUUAUACAGGGUGACUGAUAGUAUGUUUUUUUUUGCUACGGAUUCACUGACGAUAAUGCAGCAGCUGUCAGGAAACUUUGGACACUUCCCGUUUGCAUACGCUGGAUACUUUCGGUUAAGUUUCCUUGUGAAUACAAAAGCACGCACGAGAAAGAAUUCGUUGAGGGAAAUAAAUCUUGAAGAAAUGUACACUUGUCGGAGUUUUGAAUAAAAUUACUUCUUCGUAGGGUAAGGGUACCAAUAAUCAGUGAUAAUAAAAGUGAGAUUAUAUCUGUUUGAAAUAUUCAAAACGACGAACGUAACAAUGAGAGAUUCUCUUUGUUUACUUUCUCUUCCGAUUAUUACGGUAUUCUUAGCAAUGCUUCUCUCCAAUUAUUUACCGGUAAUAAUAACCAAAGCUAUCAUCUUUCAAUCUGCACUGAGGAAAUUACCGAAAAAUGCAGGAAUAUUUCGCAAUAAUCGAAAGAGAAAUUUUUGAUUUUUGAACUACUUGAAUUUGACAGAUGGAACGUUAUUAUGAAACAUUUGCUAAAUUGUUCACAACAUUACUGAAGUUAUAACAAAUCACCAAUGGCGUAUUUCAAGUGUUCCAAUGUUUGUUAAAUCUCUAUUUUGAUUUUUAUUGCCCAGCUAGAAACAUGACGGAAACUGUAAAACUGUUGGGGUUGAAGAGCUGUCAAAUUUUCUCUAUGUGAAACUGGGGUUAGCAAUUGGGAGAACGCAGUUUUGAAUCCUGUUAUGUUUUUUGCCAAUGUUUUUUUACACAUUUUCCGAAAGUUUUUCGUUUCAUCAGUUUUGUCAAGAAUAAAAACAUCAUUAAAUUUCCACUACCAGAAAAUAAAAGUAAAAAUGAAGUCUUUGAUAGAGAAGUAAUCUUUGCGUUUUGAUGGAAUGGUAACGUCAAAGUGAUGACCGACAUGAUUUACAUAGUUCGGAAAACACCGUUUUUGAACAACAAAUCAAACCUAUUGAAGAACUGUCAACUUUUCAGAUACAAUGAAGGUAUUUAUAUAGAGAUUUACUCCAUUUGAUCCGGAUCAAGUCGCACUAUUUCUCAAUACUGCGCAAACUGCACUCGAAUCUGUCAUGUUUAUUUUAAUUCAUUUGACAGGUCAGGACUGGGCCAGAAGCAACAAAAUUUCGAGUAUUCUCGCGAUACCAUCAUUUCUAGAGAAUUGAGAAAUACGUUUGCUUAAGUUCAAUGACUAGAAUUCCAUGAUAAUGAACAACAUUUUGUCAUUCAUUGUUACAUUCAUAUACGUCAAACUUUACAACACUAGUCUUCGCUGGGUGAAGACCUCGAAUUUGAAUCGUGUCUACAUUUUGAGUCUCUGCGUAAGUGUAUGGGUGUUUAUGUGUGUACUUGUGUUUGGAUAUAUGAUUCAACCCGGAUAGUAAUAAUUUUAAGGAGAGCGUUUCAGCGAGGAAGGAACAAUCGAGCAUUGAAUAUAUCUAAUUAAAUGUUGUAGCUCAAUAUUUCUGAAUGUAAAUCGAUCCUACAAGCAAAUAAAUUGCGGCAACUAAACCCAUUCAGUAAUCGGUGGAAAUGUCAGGUUAUUUGUGAAAUUGAUCGCAAACCGAAUAGCUAAAUAUACCUGUCGCAUGGAACGAAUCAUUCCACACUGAAGUAAAGUGAUUGAAAUGGAAACAACUACAUUGUGAUCUAUUCUAUAAGUAAAAGGAAACCGAACAAACUAUAAAUGUUAGAUAUCUGGCACCAAACCUAAGAAUUGCACUUGAAUACACACGAAAAUAAAAGCUCAAUGAUGUUCUCGCACCCCAAACUCAAUGGUUUAAUUUUCUGGUUCUAAGCAACUGUGAUUGUCGUCACAAAUUAGAUUAAAAAAAUAAUAACACAAGCUAACCACAAUUGUUGCAGCCAGUCUGUUUUAUUUUACAAUUUUGCCGCCUGAACGUUCAAAUAUCGGUAGCAUCAGUGAACUGGAUAGAAAAACCAAAAAACAAAACAGAUUCAAAUCGAUUAGUAUUUAUGGUGGAACAAAUUAAUGACAUAUUGAAGAUACUAUCACUAAUGGAAAAGUAAUACAAAACCGUAUUACUAUAUAGGUGAACUUUUUACUGUAUGCGCAAAAGAUGAAAAAGAUGCACUCGCCGUGUCUGUCUAUCGAUAGGGGAAUUGUAACAUUAGUAGGGAAAACACAGAAUAUAACAGUGGAAAAAAACUGAUUUGUAAAUGGAAACAGUAUAUGGUAAACGAUGUAGGAAUAAAGAAUGGCAUUUUUAUAAAUAAAAA
Messenger RNA from Malaya genurostris, 10837 nucleotides. RefSeq lists its product as uncharacterized. NCBI's taxonomy places the organism in Eukaryota, Metazoa, Arthropoda, Insecta, Diptera, Culicidae. The record is from RefSeq and is a predicted model, not a curated record. The transcript is spliced from 6 exons. Gene Ontology annotation, cellular component: plasma membrane. Bases 2547 to 5516 code for a protein of 989 amino acids.